AUGAGUGACCUCGGUACGUGGUUCAGAAGCGUGCCCAUUGUCACCAGAUACUGGUUCGCUGUAUCGGUCGUUUUACCUUUAUUAGGACGGUUUGGACUGAUUAACCCAAUGUGGAUGUAUUUGGAUUGGGACCUUGUAGUCUAUAAUUUUCAUGUGAUUCUGGCGACGAUUCAAGCCAGCCCUACUCUUUUACCCCGUCUCACCACAGACUGGUUUUCACUGGCUUCUAAGAUGCUCUACUUCUUGUAUAAUUACUCGAAAAAUCUCGAAACCGGUGUCUUCUCUGGGCGACCUGCGGAUUACCUUUACAUGUUAAUAUUUAAUUGGUUGAUUUGCACGGCAAUGUAUCUUCCUUGGAUCUUGUGUGCCUUCAACGCUGUUCUUCGCGGUGGUGGUAUGAACGAACUGCUAGGAAUUCUUGUCGGGCACACUUACUAUUUCCUAGCCUUCGACUAUCCGCUGCAACACGGUGGAGCUUCUCUCUUACAAACACCUCAGUUUUUGUACAACUUGCUUCCUAACGAGGAGGGUGGUGUUCAUGGGUUUGGAGCUGAGCGAGUGAAUCAACGUCGUGCUGGGGGUGCACAAGGUGGUGGCAGCUCUUCGUCCAAUCGUUUGAUUGGGCCUAAGGAUCACUCUUCAAUUCAGCUUGAUAUUGUCGAUGUUGACCCCAUCACUGGACGCAUGGUUGCUGGAAAAUCGACGCGUUACGCCAUUUGUGGUGCUCUUCGCCGUCAGGGAGAAUCUGAUGAUGCUUUGCUGAGGCUGGCUCAAAGAGAUGGGAUCAUUCCCAAGAAUCUCUGA
Messenger RNA from Ostertagia ostertagi, 804 nucleotides. Lineage: Eukaryota; Metazoa; Nematoda; Chromadorea; Rhabditida; Trichostrongylidae. The record is from the annotation of a GenBank genome assembly.